Messenger RNA from Cherax quadricarinatus, 2623 nucleotides. Lineage: Eukaryota; Metazoa; Arthropoda; Malacostraca; Decapoda; Parastacidae. The record is from RefSeq and is a predicted model, not a curated record.
AAUUGCGGACAAAAACAUCGAGAGACAGGGGGCGGCGUUGCUGGCGAAGGAGCCUAGAGACCAGGAACUGACACUGAUGGAGGGACUGCUCCUCAAGCCAGGACUCUCCCGCAAGGACGUGGUCACCCUCAUCCUCGUGCUCUUCGCUGGCAUUGAUACAACUUCGCACACUCUGGGUUUUGCAAUGUACCUACUGGCUAGAAACCCGGAGGUGCAGACUAGACUGCAAGAGGAGGUGGAUACUGUGCUCGGGGACCACAAGGGUCCACUCACUCACCAUCACCUGGCCAAGCUCCACUACCUCAAGGCUGUCAUUAAAGAGUCUAUGAGGUUGCUACCUACAGUGAUGGGCUUUGGAAGAACUUUGGAUAAGGAACUUGUUAUCAGUGGAUACUUAAUACCUAAAGGGUGGUCAGUUUUGAUAAUGAGCAUGAUGAUGGGUUGGGAUGAAUCGCUCUUCCCUCAAGCGAAGGAGUUCCUGCCCGAGCGGUGGUUGAGGAACAAGUCUCUCGGCACCAUUCAUCCUUACGCCACAUUUCCCUUCGGCGCUGGCACUAGGAUGUGCAUCGGUCGACGCAUCGCUGAGCAAGAGAUGUACACCUUUCUAGCUAGAGCAAUGCAGCGCUUCACAAUUGAUUACAAGUAUGAAGACCUUGAAGUUAUUUGUCGCCUGGUGUUUGCCUCUGCUAAACCACUCAAGUUCAGCUUCACGGAGAGGCGCUGAUACUGCUGUAAGAGACGCUGACCAACUGCUGUGAGAGUUGCUGACUGCUGUGACAGGUGUUGACUAUUGUUGUGACAGACGCUGACUGAUUGCUGUGAGAGAUGCUGACCAACUGCUAUGGGAGAUGCUGACUGACUGCUGUGAGAGAUGCUGACUGCUGCAAGAGACGCUGACUGACUGCUGUGAGAGAUGCUGACCAACUGCUAUGGGAGAUGCUGACCAACUGCUGUGAGAGAUACUGACUGACUGCUGUGAGAGAUGCUAACCAACUGCUAUGAGAAAUACUGACCAAUUGCUUUGAGAGAUACUGACCAACUGCUGUAGAGAUGCUGACUCACUGCUGUGAGAGAUGCUGACUGUUGUAGAGAUGCUGACUGACUACUGUGAGAGAUGCUGACCAACUGCUGUGACAGACGCCUACCGACUGCUCUAAGAGACGCUGACUCAGGAAGCACUGACUGACUACUAUGAGAUACGCUGACUCACUAUUUUAACAUACGCUGACUGACUACUAUAAGAUGCGCUGCCACUACUAUGAGAAGCACUUACACUAACUGUUAUGAGAAGCACUGACACUGACUGUUAUGAGAAGCGCUGACACUGACUUAUGAGAAGUGCUGACACUGACUGGUAUGAGAAGCACUGACACUGACUGUUUUGAGAAACAUUGACACUGUUAUGAGAAGUGCUGACACUGAGUGUUAUGAGAAAUGCUGACACUGACUUAUGAGAAGCACUGACACUGACUUUUGAGAAGCUCUGACACUGUUACGAGAAAUGCUGACACUGACUGUUAUGAGAAAAACUGACACUGUUAUGAGAAGCGCUGACACUGAGUGUGACUUUGUCAAUGGUCCAAGUCGGACCGAAACGUCGUCGUAAGCUUCUCUCUUUUAUGUGCGGGUUAUUUGUGUAUCGUUCCAGUCACGGUAUUGUGCCUUUUUGUUAUUUACUGAGUGUUAUGAGAAGCACUGACACUGACUCUUAUGAGAAGUGCUGACACUGACUGUUAUGAGAAGUGCUGACACUGACUUAUGAGAAGUGCUGACACUGACUGUUAUGAGAAGUGCUGACACUGACUUAUGAGAAGUGCUGACACUGACUGUUAUGAGAAGCGCUGACACUGACUUAUGAGAAGUGCUGACACUGACUGUUAUGAGAAGUGCUGACACUGACUUAUGAGAAGUGCUGACACUGACUGUUAUGAGAAGCGCUUACACUGUUAUGAGAAGCACUGACACUGACUUAUGAGAAGUGUUGACACUGACUUAAGAAAAGCACUGACACUGACUUAUGAGAAGCACUGACACUGACUUAUGAGAAGCACUGACACUUGUCAUGUAGGGGGGGCUUGAUUGAAUGGGGGCUAUGGGAGUAAAAGGGGGGAAUCAGUAGGUAGGUGACAGCCGAGGCAGUAGGAGGGAUGAUGCGGAGGUAGGUAGGAGAUGACAGGAGAGGUGAGCGGUAGGUAGGUAAUGUGAGGUAACUGGUGACUACAACUUCACCUCUCAUUACUCUACCCACCACUCCACACUACUCAACCUCUCACUACUUUAACUUAACAUAAAUAAAUGGAGAAAAAAUAAUAAAUAACGGGAUGCAGUGAAUAUUACUAUUCUACUCAAACACAGUUUAUUAUUAAGUCUUUGUACAAUAAUAUAUUUGGGAACAGAACACUAUUGUGGUUUAGAUAAAUGGGGUGGUACACAUAAGCAGUGAGACAGGGAACACAAUCAACUUGACCAAAAUGAAUAUAACUUACAAUAUAGCACAGAGGACAGUUCACUACAGGAACUAAGCCACAGGUCCCAAGACCUACACAGCACGAGUACUGCACCAAGCCAGUACUCUGCCCAAUGCCUCCAACAGUCUCCUCCAGAGACUUCAGCAGCCUUCUCC